AUGGGGUCUUUAUUUGGUAAGAAAUCUCAUAAAUCUUCGAGGCAACCGGCAAUAACAGAACAAGAUCGUGCAAUACUUCAAUUAAAACAACAACGUGAUCGAUUAAAUCAAAAUCGACGACGAAUUGAAACUCAACUUGAACGUGAACGUGAAGUUGCUAAACAAUUAUUAAAAAAUGGACAAAAAGAGCGUGCAUUAUUAUUACUUCGAAAGAAAAAAAUGCUUGAAAUGCAACUUGAUAAAAGUGAAGGUAUAUUGGAAAAUGUUGAACGAAUGACACAUGAAUUAGAAUUUGCUCAAGUACAAGUCGAUGUUGUUAAUAGUUUAAGACAAGGAACAGAUGCAUUAAAAAAAAUGAAUGAAAUUCUUAAACUUGAAGAUAUUGAAAAAUUAAUGGAAGAUUCACGUGAAGCUAUGGAAUAUCAAAAUGAAGUAUCAAAUCUUUUAGCUGGUAGUUUAAGUCGAGCUGAUGAACAAGAUGUUGAAGCUGAAUUAGAUGAAUUAAUUCGAGCUGAAGAAGCACAGCACAUUGGUCGUUUACCAGAUGUACCUCAACGUCGUGAACGUGAACGUGAUCGUAUACCUGUUAUAUCUCCAACAAGAGUAAAACAACGUGUGCUUGCCGAAGCUGAUUAA
Molecule: messenger RNA, 636 nt
Organism: Rotaria sordida
Lineage: Eukaryota; Metazoa; Rotifera; Eurotatoria; Philodinida; Philodinidae
Source: the annotation of a GenBank genome assembly